Molecule: messenger RNA, 3279 nt
Organism: Aspergillus wentii DTO 134E9
Lineage: Eukaryota; Fungi; Ascomycota; Eurotiomycetes; Eurotiales; Aspergillaceae
Exons: 7
Coding region: 110-3229 (1039 amino acids)
Biological process (GO): carbohydrate metabolic process
Molecular function (GO): chitin binding; hydrolase activity, hydrolyzing O-glycosyl compounds
Source: RefSeq, a predicted model, not a curated record
CACAAUGAUCCGGUAGUUCUCCCAUAGCCAAAGCUUUUCGAAGCAGUGAGACAAGAAGUUGCCCUCUCCCGCAGCAUGCGUGAGGCAGCUGAAUAGGAACAACCAGAUAAUGGCCAGUGACAGCACCGAAGGUCGUGUAAAAGAAGCAAACAUGAUGACUAGGAGUGAGAUAACUAAAUCUAUCGAGGAUAAAGGGGGGGUUGUGAUAUCUAAAAUGCAAAAAGGAAGCCAGGUAUUUCAGACGUGCGACGCUGAUGCCACCAAUGCCCAAACGGUGGGGAUUUACGCUGUUGACUCGGUGGACAAGCUUUCGGAUGUCCAAGAAGCCGUCAAGGCUUGGGUUAAUGGUGAUUGUGUCGACAUCAAGCAAUCCAGAAAACAGGGAGAUGUUGAACUGGGGAUUCUGGUCUCCUCGAUAAAGGCAAAGCGAGGCCUGCAUUCUGCCCUAUCUCUGGUCACUGACACACUCAUUCCUCGCGCCGACUGCAAAAUUAUCCAGGUUUCAUCUGGCGAUAGCUGCGGUUCUCUGGCCAGCCGAUGCGGUAUUUCUGGCGACGACUUUAGCAAAUACAACUCCGAGUCCAGGUUCUGCGCCAGCCUCAAACCCAAGCAGUAUGCCUGCUGCUCGGCUGGAUCACUUCCCGACAUGACGCCCGAACCCCAGGCAGAUGGCACUUGUGCUGUCCACGAAGUCCAACCCGAUGAUGGCUGUAAUGAUAUUGCUGGACAAAACAGUCUCACAAAGGAGCAGAUAAACACUUUCAAUAAAGGUACUUGGGGAUGGUCAGGCUGUGACCGACUCCAACCUGGCACCAAGGCGCCGUCUGGAUCAUUUACUGGAUUUGAUCUGGCGAAGCUCAACCAAUGUCCUCUCAAAGCGUGCUGCUCCGGAUGGGGAUUCUGUGGCACAACUGACAAUUUCUGCACCGAAUCCCCAGCGGACACCGGCGCCCCAGGGGCAAUUAAAAACGGUACCCAGGGCUGUAUAUCAAAUUGUGGAACAGAAGUCGUCGGAAACGAAGAAAGACCCGAAGAGUUCAAGAAAGUCACAUACUUUGAGGCUUUCAAUGUGCAGCGUGAAUGCCUUACAAUGGAUGUUACCGAACUUGCCGACCAGACUGACCACACCCAUGUCCAUUUCGCUUUCGCAGGACCAAAUGAGGAUUUUGGAAUCACCUUCAAAGACGGCGUGAAGAAGCAGUUUGACAAGUUUGUCAAGAUGAAGGCCUCAUUCAAGAAGAUUCUCUCAUUUGGCGGUUGGGCUGAGUCGACGGAUGAGGGCACAUUCCAGCGAUAUCGUGAUGCCGUGAAGCCAGGAAACCGGGAAAAGUUCAUUGCCAACGUCAUUCCUUUGAUCGAGGAAAAUAACCUGGACGGCAUUGACUUUGACUGGGAGUAUCCCGGCGCCACUGAUAUCCCUGGCGUCCCCGCUGGUGGAGGGGAUGAGACGUCCAACUAUCUGGACUUCUUGAAGCUCAUCGAAAAGAAACUCGACGGAAAGUCUCUCUCAAUUGCACUGCCAGCCUCGUACUGGUAUCUGAAGUCAUUCCCCGUCGAGAUGAUGGCUCAUCAUCUGAGCUACUUUAUCUACAUGACCUAUGAUCUCCACGGUCAAUGGGACUAUGGAAACAGCUAUGCCAAUCCAGGUUGUAAAGCUGCCAAUUGCCUCAGAUCGCAUGUCAAUAAGACAGAGACGGAAGGUACCCUGGCCAUGAUCACCAAAGCUGGUGUGCCUGCAUCCAAGAUUCUGGUCGGCAUCUCUAGUUAUGGCCGUGGCUUUGGUAUGAAGAAUGCCACUUGUACUGGGCCGAUGUGCAAGUUCACCGGGAGCUUCUCCAACUCCACAGCUGAAAUUGGUGAAUGCACCGAUACCGCUGGGUACAUCUCCAACGCCGAACUCAACGACAUCAAUGACUUUGCAGACCAGGGCAUGCCUGGCUACAAGGCACGCAAGUGGCAUGACGACAAAUCCGACUCAGACAUCAUGGUGUAUGGAACCGAAGGUGAAAUCACGACCUGGGUGGCCUACAUGAGCGAUGAGACCAAGAAGAAGCGCAUUGAAUGGAUCCGUGAUCUCAACUUCGGUGGAACUACAGACUGGGCCGCCGACCUGCAGGACUGGAGCGAUGGCCCUGGGGUGAGAACAAGCUCGAUCUCUCCGGACCUCAGCAGCAACGUGGACUCUAUUCCCGCUAAUUGCCGUGGACAGGCCAUCCUCAAUGUUCUCCUCGGUCAUCUCGAUGAUGCAAUCACGCAUUACAAUAAAGCAUCCAAAGGAUACGAUGACAAGUUCAUGUUUUACGUCGAAUGGGUCAAAGACAGCAUUGACUCCUCCCUAGAAAAGUUCAUGAUACGCGACGGCCGCAACGGUCCUUGCACCGAGGCCAAUUUCAAGACAGGCGAUCUUCCGCCCACAAACCAGGGCCCUCGGUCGCUGAGAUACAAGAUGCGAGAUGAAGAUGGGUUUUACAAUGCUCUCUCUGCCCAGUACGGAAUCGAGAAGGAUUGGGUUGAAUGGCAGAAGGAGCAUAUAAUCGUGGAACCCUGCAUCUGCAUGCAGCAGGGCAUGUGCCCGGAAUGCAACACAAACAGUCUUGUGUACUACAACUAUCCCCGACGGCUCAGUGACGCAAGUAAGAUUGAUGUGAAGAAUCCAAAGGAGAUUGUCAACAAGGCCAUCCCCAAGACGGACGAGCUGGCCAGUGUCAUGAUUGAAACGUACAUGGAGAUGCGUUUUGGUACUCUGGAUGCGGAUGACAGCGAUGUUGUCACAGCGCUGAGUAUGCCCGUCUUCAUGCUCGAGGAUGCCGCCGUUCAGAUUGAGAAUAUCAAGGAGAUCGGAGAGAAGGAGAAGGAAACCAAGAAGCAUGAGCUGAUUAUUGGCAUCCUGAGCAUUGUCUUUGCUGUUAUUCCCUUUGCUGGCGAAGCGGCUGCGGCCGCUGUAGGUGGUGUCGCUGCCAUCUCCCGCACUGCAUUGAUCAUUGGCGAGGCAGGAAAUGCAGCCAUCUCCAUUGCUGAUAUUGUGAAGAAUCCAGAGUCGGCGCCAUUUGCUAUUCUCAACAUAUUAGGAAGUGCUGCUGGAAUUCGUGCAAAAGGCCCGCGUAAGGCAUUUGGUGAAGCGGCGGAUGCAAGGAAGGCAUUGAGUGCAGACAAGAUGAAGCUGUUUGGAGAGGCAUUCCAGCACAAGGACAGUCUGGUGCAGGGGAUUAUCAAGAAGUGUAGCAUCUGAUAGUAGAUAUAAAAGCCCAUUGUUGGUUAUACACGUGCAGAAUAUCUGUA